This is a messenger RNA of Gambusia affinis (western mosquitofish), 4466 nucleotides long. RefSeq names its product muscleblind-like splicing regulator 3 (gene mbnl3). Gene Ontology annotation, molecular function: metal ion binding. The transcript has 8 exons. The record is from RefSeq and is a predicted model, not a curated record. Bases 1023 to 2054 code for a protein of 343 amino acids. NCBI's taxonomy places the organism in Eukaryota, Metazoa, Chordata, Actinopteri, Cyprinodontiformes, Poeciliidae.
GCAGUCUGCUUUGCUGCCGAUCCACUGUAGUUACAGCUGACAUUUCUGCCGCCGCUUUCCUGUUCCUCUGCAGCUGUAUCGCGCUUUUCGCCCUGAUUUUUUUUAUGUACAUUAUUUUUCGCUAGCGCGUUUUAUUUCAGCCACCCUUCCUACGCUUCAGUGCAGCGCUGUUAUAGUCUCAUACAGAUAAAUAACGACGUCUUUGCGGGAAAUACCGAACCGAGAAGCUCAUUUCAGUCGACGUUGAUUUGAAAGAAGACAUUUGAUCUGUUUGGACGAUAACAGUGAGACAGCGAGCAAAGACAUGCAGCGGAGAGGUCAGUGAGGAUGACAACAGAGGCAACGCAGACGGAGGGAUGAGAAGCAGACUCAAGUAAGAGAAGGAAGCGGGACUCCAAAGUGCCUACAGUACGGUAUUGCAGCAGCAGAGAGGGCUCGGUGUGCGUUUGGCCUUGAAUGGAGGCUAUAUUUUGUCCUGACAGCCACAAAGUCAUCCAUCCCACGUUGCUGAGCUGCAGUCCCCACAUACCCAGAGCUGAGCUGAAGCUUUGUCUCAUCAUUACAAGGACAUUACGGGUGUAAGGUUCUGCUUUUUCCUCUCUGUCUGUCAGAGAAUAACAACUACAACAGAGCUGCGGCGACUUCCUCUGCCCUGAUCAUGUUGACAUGAAUGUAAAAGAGACGCAUCUGAGCGGACUAUGGUGAUGUUUUCUGAACGUUUUUCUUUCUUUCUCUUGAGACAGAGCUGGUCUCUGCUCCCAGUUAACCCCUGCUAUCUCACCCAGUAAAACUUCAGCUGACAGUUUUCCCAGGAAGAGCUAAUAAACAUCCCCCAAAAUACUCCAGUCUAAAGGGACUUGCUACCUAUUUGCUCUGAAGGAAAAAUAUUUUUGCUUUUUUUUCCCCAAGGGGAUUUUUUUUCUCUCUCUCUUGAAUCACUAUUAGUCAGCCCUGCUCGCAUUAGACCAUUUUUUUCCAUCCACCCGCUCCCACCCCUUGCUCAGUGUCUGUGAGCAUCUCAGAUGGCUGUCAGCAUGACCAUGGGACGAGACACCAAAUGGCUGACCUUGGAAGUGUGUCGCGAGUAUCAGAGAGGCACCUGCUCGCGGUCUGACACCGAUUGUAAGUUUGCACAUCCCUCCCGGAGCUGCCAUGUGGAGAACGGCCGAGUCAUCGCCUGCUUUGAUUCGCUCAAGGCCCGCUGCACACGAGAAAAUUGUAAAUACCUUCACCCACCUCCGCACCUGAAAACCCAGCUGGAGAUUAAUGGAAGAAACAACCUGAUCCAGCAGAAGGCCGCGGCGGCCAUGUUGGCUCAACAGAUGCAGUUCAUGCUGCCCGGAGCACAGCUGCAGCCGAUUACAACCUUUCCAGUGACUCCAUCCCUGGCAACGAGUCACAGCAUGGCGUUCAGUCCAUAUCUGAACCACAUGGGCCCAGCCAUGGGCCUGAUGCCGGACCUGCUGCCCAGCACGCCCCUCCUCGUACCCGGCAGUCCCACCGGCCUCACAGCGAUGGGCAACGGCACCUCGGCGCAGAAGCACACUCGCACAGACAAGCUGGAGGUUUGCAGAGAGUUCCAGCGCGGCAACUGCACACGGGGUGAGAGCGACUGCCGCUACGCUCACCCCCUGGAGGCCGGCAUGGUGGACUGCAGCGAGAACUCCGUCAUUGUGUGCAUGGACUACAUAAAGGGCCGCUGCAGCAGGGACAAGUGCAAGUACUUCCACCCGCCGGCUCACCUGCAGGCCAGGAUCAAGGCUUCACAGCACCAAGCCAGUCAAAACACAGCGCCCGUUCCCUUGGCUUUAGCUCCAGGCGGCAUGCAGUCGCUGCCAAAGAGGCCGAUUUUAGAGAAGAGCAACGGCGCUGCAGCUGCAGUCUUCAACCCUAGCAUGUUCCACUACCAGCAAGCCCUGGCUAACAUGCAGCUCCAGCAACCAGCCUUCAUCUCCACUGUUCCCAUGAUGCACGGUGCCACCUCCACUGUUUCGUCGGCCUCGACCCCCGUCACCAAUGUUCCUUUCGCUGAAUCCGCCGCCUCGAAUCAGUAGACUCCUCCGAGCUUCUGACCCCUGACCCAGUGGAGCUGCAGUGCGUUCCCAUGGAAAACCAUUUCUGCCCCGUCCCCAAACUGCUGGUGGCGGCUCCAGUGGGAAUAAACUCAGUAAGCCUUUCACGAAACCCCAGUUAGAGUCCCUGAAAACCUGCAGCUCUGCAGCAAACAUGUGCCUCGCCCACAGUGCGCACCGACCGAGUGUCAGUGUGAAACUUCUUAUACAAUGUUUAUAAAAUAACAUUUUAAAAAAAAAAAAGCUGCAAUGGUUCACGCAAUACAAGCCUGAACUGAAAGCUGCUUCACUGCAGCCGUAACGAUGCAUCCUGACGUGAUGAGCAAUAGAGCUCCCUCGUUCUGACAGCCAUACACACACCACACCUUAAACGUGCGCACACACACACACGCACACGCUCACAUUCAAGACUAAAAGCCCUUUAUGGGUUGCAGCCAUUACCUGAGGCAGCCCAACACACCUGACUGAUCCAAAGUAAGAAAAGUUCAUUCUGGAUACUCAGAACAUUGGAGCUGCAAACGGACCUGCUGCUGGUCUUCAACCAUGACUCGUUUUAAAAAUGAAAGAAUGUUUCAUAACGUGAACAUUUACGUUUCAAGACGGCUACAAGUCUAGUAUGUGUUGUACCAUGUGUUGUGUAUCAUUCAGUUUAUUCUCAUCCGAUGCCUGAUGAAACGUUAGAAAGAAGCUGUUAAUUUGUUUGUGCCUUUGAGUUUUUCCUGCUGAGCUGCAGAGAAGACCUGGUUUCUAAAAAGGAUUUUAAAAAAUCUAAACAGCAACAAUUAAAAAGAUGUCCACAUGUGAAAUUAAAGGCAAUACCAAUUUCAAGUUUGCUGCGUAUCAGCGAGUGGCUGCUAACGAAGGACGAUUGUAUUAAACAAUGACGGUGUUAACAGUUGGGUUUCAGGAAUUUGCAGGAUUUAAAGGUUUUUGCCUGAUUUUAAAUAUUAUUAUCUGGAUUAAAGCAGCUAAUGAGGAAUCAUUAAACAUGUAAAAUUAGGUUGCAUUCAGUAUAACUUCAAGAGGCAGAUAGGAGGUUUUUAGACCCCCUUCACACCAGAUUAAGACCAGCCUACAGCAAACCAUUUGGGACAAAAUUCAAUCCAGGGCCAGCCCUAGGUUUUUUUGGGGGCCUAAAGCAAAAUGUGAUUUGGGGGCCCCUUCCUGUAACAGGCAUUUCAAUACAGAUUUGGUGUAAUCUGGGAGAGAAGACAAAGUUUAAUUCUCUGACUUUGAAUUCAAUCCAGGAUAAUUAUAUCAUUACUAUUUACAGACAAACUGAGCUCUAAAAGAAAGCAAAAAUUUGAGGAAAAGGUGCUUACUAUGAAAUUAAAAUGAAAGCAAAAACAUUAUUAAUAAACAACUAAUACUUGCAAUGUACCUAACAUUUACUAUUUCAUAAAAAUUAUAGUUUGUUAGCAAAAAUCUCAUUAAAAAUGCUAAAAUGUGUCCAUCGAUAUCCACUGUGUGAGCUCUGAGGCCAAAUUUGUGCCAACGUUUAGUUUAAAUUGGAGCCACCAACAAGCACAAAUGAGGAUAGACACAAUUUGGAGGUGGUGCGCCACUUGUCGCAACUGGCUGCAGUAGUAUAGUGAAGAGGCCUAUUUGGUUGUAGCUAGUGAUGCACUUUUCUGCCAACAGUGUCACAAUAACGCUGAUGAUUUUAACCAUUAUGUUCUUAAUUAUGUCCUCCUUACCAAUCCCACAAUACUGAACGUUGAUGUCCGAUCUUAGUCCAGUGUGAAGGGGGGAUUCGGACUGUGGUCUUGAAAAACAAACUGCCUUAAGUAAUUCUUGCCGGAUCUAUUCUGUUUGUGAGGGUUUUAUAGUGCAACAACAACAACAACAAAAAAAGGUUUUGUUUGUUUUCAUUCUUUCAGUAUUUGAUUUAACAAACUCAUAAUUGUUUCUGUCUUCUACAUAAAUCUUAUAAUAAAUUGAUUCUAAUCCUGAGUCAGCUCAAAUAUUGCAAACUGUUAACACUGACACCUUUUCUUCCCAUCUGAUGUCAGCCAUUGCACAAGGCGGAAGCUGGAUCUGUUUCCUAAUGUUGUGCCUAAAGUCUGAAUAUGCAAGAAGUUGCCCAUUUAUCGCAAUACCCAAGUUAAUUCCUCCAAAUAAUGUGCAAAUGUUGAACGCAGAGAUCCAUCUUAAUAAAGAAAUUUCUUUGUGGUAUUAUUAGUUUCAUGCUGCUUUUUAAGUAAAUAAGUGGCACAAGAUUUAUUGUUUAAAGGCACUUCAGGGAGAAAUCUUAGAACUUGAAAAUGUCGUGUCCGACUUUAUAUCAUCACCUUUUCUACUGCUGUGUCCUUUCUGUCAGAAGUCAUCAGAGUUGAAUGAUUAGAAGAGGUAGAAAAUGGAAGAAAUAAAUCAGGCGUUAGGGGUAAAAAAAAA